Molecule: messenger RNA, 372 nt
Organism: Lathyrus sativus (Indian pea)
Lineage: Eukaryota; Viridiplantae; Streptophyta; Magnoliopsida; Fabales; Fabaceae
Source: the annotation of a GenBank genome assembly
AUGGUGUCAGUUACGCUCAAUGCCAUAGCUAAUGCAACUCCGCGUCUCCGGUUUCGAUUAAGCUUCCACCUUGUUCUAUCUCAGUGUCUGUUAAUAAGCAUUUUCGCUCAUGAAGCAUUUCGAUUAUGCAAUGAUGAUAACCUUCUGGCGUCAUCACAAUUUGGCUUUACAACAAUAAAUCAGGACAGCGGUAUUCAGAAGCAUCUUGGUUUUGUUCCUCAGUUAUCAACAUCGAUACUAUCAACUUCUAUCCACAUUGGUAUUGAGACAGCAAGUCAGUCCCAGCUGCUGUUGGAUAUUGUUUGUUUUGUUCUUUUUUUGACAGGUUGCGACAUUGCCAAGUUUCGUCACACGUCGACUACACAACCGUAA